Rattus norvegicus (Norway rat) is the source of this 1509-nucleotide messenger RNA. Lineage: Eukaryota; Metazoa; Chordata; Mammalia; Rodentia; Muridae. The record is from RefSeq and is a predicted model, not a curated record.
AUGGAGAUCAGACAUGGACUCUCACUGAGGGAGGAGUGGUGUCAAAGAUCGGAGGUGAGGAAGACCCUGGUGCAUUCGAGGAUAUCAAAGGAAGAGCAGAAAUCAGAGAUGAGUGCAGUAGCUCAUACGCCUGAACACGGAGAUGGCCCUUUAGGUGGGGAUUUUACUUCAUCCUGCGAGGCGCUGAGAGCCGAUAGACAAUGUCAUGUUCAGAGGCAGGCCAUCCCAAAGAGCCAGAAGAACCUUCUCAAGUUUGACCGGCAAGCCCCUAGCCACAUUUCCACCUUUCCUACUCUGAGAAGAUUAAGAGGCAGUGGGUGGGAGGUCUCACACUCAUUACUUCAGCAAGAAUACUCCUUGAAAAUGCCCGUAAGAGGAAGCUGAAGGUAUCCUGCAGGCUCAAGUUGCCAUCCCAAGAGUCUACCUGGAAGUCCAAAGGAUUCUUCUCAUGUACUGUCACCUUUGUGACCUCAAACAAGGUUGCCUUCAAACCCCGAAGGGGCCAUCAAUGCAACUAACACAAUAUGGCCACAAGCAAAACCCAGUGAAGAGGAUGCCCUUGCUGCCCAUUGGAGCAAACGGGGUGCUACACUUUCAAAAGCCAAACCAAACCAAAACAAUCGCUCUACAUUUGUGGCUGCGAAAGUCUUCACUUUCGGAAUACCCUUUAAGAAGAGCACAGGUUCUGUGAGUACAGGCAGAGUACAAAAUCUGGUAUUAAAUGGACUUGAGGUGUUCCCUGGGGACCUUCUAGAGUCUGAUAGGCCUACUGAUCAUCUGUGACACCAACUGCUACUGCUGCUGACUCCAGCAUCCCAACAGUGUCUUCCAACCAGAGUGGCAUCUUGUGGAAGUAGAAGUGAUGGUGACAGACGUGUCGUAGAUGCAAUGAUGAUCUUCAGGAAUACACUGAAAUACCUGAGAACUCAUGUCUAUCUAUUGGAUGUGUGUUUUUGGAUGCUCUUGGCAAAUCUGAAGGACUACAGGCCUCAGAACAAUUCAGACAGGCAGAUCAGCUACAGAAGCAAAUCUUUCCAGGAGAUCCUCUGUCAGAGCCACCAGAUCUCCUGCCUGACCUACAAUGCUGCUGUGUUUUAUCUGGAGAUUCUGGAGUAAAGAGAAGACAUCAGUAUUUACCUAAGAACAUGGUGUGAACUGAAUGAGCAAUGCAGGUGGCUUCCUCUGCUUGAGAUGCUGCGAGUGGCUGUACUGCACAGGCUAACCUGAUACCCCAUGAACAGUAUCUGGAAAAGGAGUACACCCUCCACUGAGAAGAUUAUAAUCUACUCCAUUAAGGAAAUGGUGGAGAAGUCAAUCUUUAAGUCCCUAGGCUUGGACACCGGUUUAAUGUGCCCUUCACUAACUCCUGACCUGCAAGCUACUAUAAUAAAUUCCACAACGCUUGAUCAGACCAUCCCACCAGACAAACUGAUAGUCAGAAGCACUGAUCCCCUCCACAUGUUAGGUAUGUGUGAACUCACACCAUCCAGCAGUGGCAUUUGCCACUAA